This is a messenger RNA of Armigeres subalbatus, 1594 nucleotides long. RefSeq lists its product as uncharacterized. The transcript is spliced from 2 exons. The record is from RefSeq and is a predicted model, not a curated record. Lineage: Eukaryota; Metazoa; Arthropoda; Insecta; Diptera; Culicidae. Bases 39 to 974 code for a protein of 311 amino acids.
GGAAACAUUAUGAUCUUGUGUUGGAGUGUUAUAUAAAAAUGGGCAAUAUGUGCAUUGAAUAUACAAAGUUCGUGCGAAUUGAAAACUGUCUUGUGAUAUUGUUGACCCAUUUUAUCAUCACCGUGAAUUCAGGCAAAUACUUUCCAUCGAAAAAGGAAAAUAAUUUUGAUGAUGAUUAUUUAGAUGAUGGUACACUCCAGCAAAUUAAACGUGAUGUGUAUGCGUCAUCCGCCAGAUAUAAAAAUAAAUUCAGAUCAGAAGAUGAUUAUACAUAUGCGGAUUAUGAAGGCGAAGAAUCAAGUUUUCCCCAUAAACCCACGAAUGAGAUAUACGAAAAACAUGGAACACAUCCAGUGCUUGUCAAACCCGUUACCCCGCCUAUAGUCUAUAAAAGCCCAACCAUCAGUAAGGAAAUGGUCAUUAUGAUCGUGUUGGCUCUGAAGGCAUUGUUCAUUGCAAUGGUUACCAUUGGAUUGCCAGCUCUCAUAGGCCUUUACCUUUUGAUUGUCGCAAAAAUGGUUAUGGGCCUAAAGGCGAUGGCAUCAACGAACGCAUUCACCCUAGGAGUACUGUCCACAAAGUAUCUGUCGCACCAGAAACACGCUAAUGCCGGUCAUGGAGCCGCCAUCAUUCCAUUCUAUGUCCCGUUGGCUUUGUCGUCUAUUCUGUCCUCUGCCGGACUGAUCACGGGAGCUGUCGGUUUGAUUGCUUCUAUCUUUGCUAACAGCACUACUAACAGCAGCACAACCACUACCACAACUACCACCACCACCGAGACGCCAACCGAAGCUGCUUUUAUCAAAUUGACGCGACUACCUUCGAAGAACAAAUAUCGACCGGUGAAGCCAAAGCAUUUGGACACUCUGGAUGAUGAUCCCCCUGAGGAGAAUGUGUUUAGCAAAGUGGCGAGAAAAGCUAGUGAUGGGGUGAAAAACUUCGUAGGGCGGUUCACUAAAAGUUUUAAAAAUAAUUGAUAGGAAAAUAAAUUUAAUGUUUAGGAUAAAUUGUUCAGCUAUGGAGGACUUUGGCAGCAGAGCUCUAAGUUCCUCAGAAAUUCAUGAUAAAUUAACUGAAUGGAGGCGUGUAUAUACGCAUUCAAUUCGUUUCUUAGAUUUCUGUGAAUUUCAGCGCCGUUGAGCUGUUGAGUGAUAAUUUUUUUACCUAGUUUUUUCUUCGGUCAACUGCUAAAACUUAGGGACAAUCUAUUAAAUAAUUGUUGAACUGUUCUAUUUAUGAAAAAUUGUGAAAUUUCAAACAAAUCUGCGAAUUAAUUGAUGUGGAUGAAGGUGUGUCAAAUUCGUUCAACAAUUUCAUCUAUGUAAAAAUCAGUAUUAUCAUAAUCUAGGAAUUUUAACUCCUUUGUUUUCCUAUUGUAGUAUUGAAUAAUCUGACCUUGAUUCUACCACCAAUAUUUCGCUACGACGAACUAACAUUAGCAUGUAAGUUUUAAUUUUCGACAAAAAAAACAUUUGUUCGACUCGUCCAAUAGCGAAGAACCAAAUAAUAGUCUGCGCAGGGGAACCCGGAGGAUCAUUACUUCAGACCAACAAAGAUGGAGCUCUUCUGAACGCCCAGACUACGCAGUGGUAGUGCC